This is a messenger RNA of Schistocerca serialis cubense, 1146 nucleotides long. RefSeq names its product ankyrin-1-like. Bases 1 to 1146 code for a protein of 381 amino acids. The transcript has 2 exons. The record is from RefSeq and is a predicted model, not a curated record. Lineage: Eukaryota; Metazoa; Arthropoda; Insecta; Orthoptera; Acrididae. Gene Ontology annotation, molecular function: protein binding.
AUGGAAGCAGUUAAGGACAUUAAGGAGACAGUGGCCGUGGACCUGGGUGCCCUGCUGGACGCAGGCGAUGGCGCCAUAGUCACUUUGGUGGCGGGCAGCACGCGGCUGGUGGCUCACAGGGCCGUCCUCACAGCGAGGAGCCCCGUCUUCGCCGCCAUGUUUGGCCACGACACGCUGGAGGCCAGCAGCGGCCAGGUGGCCAUCCCUGACGUGGAGGGCCCCGUUCUGCGCCAGCUGCUGGCCUACCUCUAUACCCGGCAGGCCCCCCAGCUGCCAGGCAUGGCCGCCCAAAUGCUGGCCGCCGCUGACAAAUACGGAUUGCCGGACCUGAAAGCUGACUGUGAGCGGCACGUGGCAGCGCAGCUAGAUGUGGAGACGGCAGCGGCCACCGCAGUGCUGGCGGUGAGGCACUCAUGCCCCGAUCUGGCUGCGACCGCAGUCGCCUUCAUAAGGGCCCACGACUACCUGGUGAUGGCGACGCAGGGCUGGGCAGACGCAGUGCUGCAUCAGCCCAAAGACGUGCUCGAAGUGAGUCGUCUGCUUGCACAGCCACCACACAGUACCAGGAAUCUUUCUGCAGAGGAGAAGAGCAGGAGGCUGAUCCAGGCGGCUGAGGAGGGAGCAGUGGAGGAGUUGGUGGCGCUACUCGCAGUGGGAGCGGAUGUGGGGUCGAGGGGUGGAGAGGGGGAGACGUGCCUGCACCGGGCAGCACGCAGGGGACAGGUGGAGGCGGCGAGGCGUCUCCUCGAGAAUGGGGCAGAGGUGGACAGCAGGAACUCCAGACAGAGCACGCCCCUGCACUCGGCUGCAGAGAGCGGCCACGCGGCGGUCGUGCGGCUGCUGUUGUCUUCUGCUGCCGACCCUAACGCCAGGAACCAGUAUGAGAGGACGCCACUGCACUAUGCGGCAGAGCACGGUCACACAGACGUGGUGCGGCUGCUGCUGACCUCCUCUCCCUACCACAAUGCCAGGAAUCAAAAUGGGUGGACACCCCUGCACCUCGCAGCAUACAGUGGCCACACUGAGACGGCGAUUGUGUUGCUGGAGGCUGGGGCUGACAGAGGCGCUAGAAAUAACAGUGGGAACACACCGCUGGACAUCGCCAGGCAGAACAACCGCCAGCAACUGAUAGACUUGCUAAGAUGA